This is a messenger RNA of Oryzias melastigma (Indian medaka), 4661 nucleotides long. It is a transcript of the gene phf14, whose product is annotated as PHD finger protein 14. The coding region runs from base 140 to 2737 and encodes 865 amino acids. The transcript is spliced from 17 exons. Gene Ontology annotation, biological process: regulation of transcription by RNA polymerase II. NCBI's taxonomy places the organism in Eukaryota, Metazoa, Chordata, Actinopteri, Beloniformes, Adrianichthyidae. The record is from RefSeq and is a predicted model, not a curated record.
CGUGCUCCUUUUUGACAUCACAUCCUCGCUUUUCGUCCCUGUGGCAACAACAUCCAAACGCAGCGUGACGUCACAGCCGUGCGCUCCAUUGUCCACAUCAUGGCAUGAAGUAUCGGGGAGCCCCGAGCCUUUAGUCUAAAUGGACCGCAGCUUAAAGAGGCGGCAGGUGAAGCCGCUCGCUGCUUCGCUCUUAGAUGCCUUGGACUAUGACAGCUCAGACGACAGCGACUUUGAAGUGGGAGAUGCUUCAGGGUCGGACGGCACCGGCAAUGGCAGCGAUGAAGAGGGCUCCAAAGUGAGCGCCGAGGGUUCAGACAGUGACUCUGACAAUGCGGCGUGUGCAGAUAAUGGGAUGGAUGAGGAGGCGAAGAGCCUCCCUGCUGAGGAUCCCUCAAAUGAGGACGAGGAGAAGAGCAAAGAGCAGCUGCCCUCCGACAGUCGAGACUCCCCCUCUGGCGCCCCCAGCAAAGGUAAACGAAAGACCAAGAAGACCUCUGAGCUGGAGCCUCCUGUCGAACCUGUCGCUGCUUCCCCACCAUCUGGAGGCGGAGCUAAUGCGAGCACAGACGAGUCUCUGGUCGAGCCCAAGAAGUGGAAUUUCCGCCGGAACCGGCCCCUGUUGGACUUCACCACCAUGGAGGAGCUGAACGAGAUGGACGACUACGACAGUGAGGACGAUAACGACUGGAGGCCCACUGCGGAGAAGAGGAGGAGCAAAGCAGCUGCUCAGAAGGGGGGCGCGGAGGAGGAGGAAGGAGGGAGUGGCACCGACGACGACGAUGAUGACAAUGAUGACGAUGAUGAUGAUGACGACGACGACGACGAAGACGAUGAUGACAAAGAAGAUGGCGACGACAACAACAACAGCAGCAGCGACAGCGACAAAGACGCGAAGAAACCCAAGAAGAAACCGAAGAGCAGCAGCACGUUUGAUGAAGAGCUGACCAACGACAGCAUGUCCCAAGGGAAGGGCAACGAGGAUGCUUUGCUGGACCGCUCUCAGACGUGGAACACGCAGCACAUCCUCAUCUGCUGCGUUUGCCUGGGAGACAACAGUGAGGACGCAGACGAGAUCAUCCAGUGUGACAACUGUGGAGUGACCGUGCAUGAAGGCUGCUACGGCGUGGACGGAGAAAGCGACUCUAUUAUGAGCUCAGCCUCUGAGAACUCCACUGAGCCGUGGUUCUGCGACGCCUGCAAGAACGGAGUGACCCCCAGCUGUGAGCUGUGCCCUAACCAGGACGGCAUCUUUAAGGAGACCGACGCCGGCAGGUGGGUCCAUGUGGUCUGUGCGCUCUAUGUGCCCGGAGUGGCCUUUGGAGACAUCGAUAAGCUGCGACCGGUGACCCUCACAGAGAUGAAUUAUUCCAAAUAUGGAGCAAAGGAGUGCAGUUUCUGUGAGGACGCCCGCUUCGCCAGGACGGGCGUGUGCAUCAGCUGUGACGCCGGCAUGUGCCGAUCCUAUUUUCACGUCACCUGCGCACAGAGGGAGGGGCUCCUUUCUGAGGCUGCAGCAGAAGAGGACAUCGCUGAUCCCUUCUUCGCGUACUGCAAGCAGCAUGCCGACCGCUUUGACAGGAAGUGGAAGAGGAAGAACUACCUGGCCCUGCAGUCCUACUGUAAGGUCUCUCUGCAGGAGAGAGAAAAGCAGCUGACUCCAGAGGCUCAGGCCCGGAUCACCACCCGCUUGCAGCAGUACCGGGCCAAAGCAGAGCUGUCCAGGAACACGCGGCCGCAGGCCUGGGUGCCCCGCGAGAAGCUGCCCCGCCCCCUAACCUCCAGUGCCUCUGCCAUCAGGAAGCUUAUGAGGAAGGCUGAACUGAUGGGCAUCAGCACAGACAUUUUCCCCGUGGACACGUCCGACGCCAACGCCAGCCUGGACGGACGCAGGAAGCACAAGCAGCCGGCGCUGACGGCGGACUUUGUCAACUAUUACCUGGAGCGAAACAUGCGGAUGAUUCAGAUUCAGGACAACAUCUCGGAGCAAAAGAGCCUUAAGGACAAGCUUGAGAGUGAGCAGGAGAAGCUCCAUGUGGAGUAUAACAAGCUGUGUGAGUACCUGGAGGAGCUGCUGAACAUGAAUGGAGAGCUGCGCAGCGAAGGCCAGGACAUGUGGACUCUGCUGGGGGGCAUCCUGGGUCAGAAAUUAAACACUCCGGCCAUCCUGAAAGCACCGAAAGAGAGGAAGCCCAGCAAGAAGGAGGGGGGCAGCCCCGGGAAGUCCUCCAGUCUGCCAGCCAUCCUUUACAGCUGUGGCAUCUGUAAGAAGAACCAGGACCAACACCUUCUGGUGCUGUGCGACACCUGCAAGCUCUACUACCACCUUGGCUGCCUGGAGCCCCCCCUCACACGGAUGCCCAAAAAGACCAAGAACAGCUACUGGCAGUGCUCGGAGUGCGACCAGGCCAGCAGCGAUGAAGCUGACAUCGCUAUGGAAACGCUGCCUGACGGCACAAAGAGGUCCAGAAGGCAGAUCAAAGGACCAAUCAAAUUCAUCCCACAAGAGAUGUCUCCAGAACCCAAGAAGCAGCAGCUGAGGGGCACGAGAACCAGAGGGCAGAAGAGAAAGAGAGUUCUCAUUUCUGAAGAAAGGGAGGACAAACCGGAGGAACCUCUUCCACGGGAGCGCAGGCAGCGGCAGUCUGCAGUGCAAAAGAAACCCAAAGCGGAUGACACGAGGACUGAGUGUGCGACCUGCAAAGGACCAGGCGACAACGAAAACCUAGUGAGGUUGUGAGAGCCGGGGCAGCCACCUCACCCCCCACUCCCCCCAUAAAAUGUCGGGACCGAUGACCGUUGGCUUAGAGACACAGAGAGGCAGAUUGAGGCGUUUGAAGAAUGAAGUCAGGCCGGCGGAAACCUGCGCUCCAGAACCGCCUGAUCCGAACCAGACCGGGAGCCGUCCAGCGAAAUCGAGCACAAGCGUCUGACCCCGAAACACGAAGCUGUGAAUGUCUGACCGAAGCAAAUGUUGUACAUACUCACAGGAAGUGGCAAAGACUGAAAGCCAAUCGAAUCGUCAGACUUUCUGUUCUGCCUCCUGACAGCAGAUUGACUUGAAAGGACUCGUGGAGUUUGUUUUUUUCUGCCUUCGUUGUUAUCAAAGAUGCAGCAGCAGAAGCUCAUUCCUCCUUCAGGUCUGGAUCCUAGCAGCUUCUUGAAUGUGGUUAAGCCUGUGGUUGGACUGCCUUCCUUCCUUGGACUGUUCAAGUGCUUUGUAACUGGUCCUGGUUCGGUCCUCUCUCUGCCUCUGGAUGUAUAUUCUUCCACUGUUUUCUUCUUUUCUGCCUGCAUGACUCCUAAUCAGUCCCAGUCGGUGUCAUUGAUCGAAGUCAUGCUGUGCAGUCCGUGUAAGUUUGAUGUGGAAACACUUGACGCCCUGCUUUCACGGACCACAGUGUUGUCCUUUUGUUAGUGUGUAGCUGGCUCCAGUGUGAGCAGUUGUUGUAUUUCUGCUGCAUCAUAAGCUGUGGCGGCGGCAAACCUGGUUAGUUAGCAGUAGCAACUCUUAAAAAAAAAAAAAAAAUGUUCAUUAAAAUAAACAAUACUUCAUCUUUUAAUGUAGAAGAAGAACUAACAUGCUUCAAACUCAAGCCCGGUGUUGUCUGGCGGUCCUAGUGGACCACUUUUUUUUGUCAAAGCAGCAGCUGCUGCCGUUCUGUCAGCAGGUGACAAGUGUCACGCUGUGCUCUCAUAUGUCACCCCGUCACAGUCCUGCAAGCACGCUGCCGGGACGCUCCGAUGCUCUCUGCCUCCUCUGAGGCUGAUGCAGCAACUCUGAGCGCGUCUGCAGAGACCGGCUGUCAGGGCAGGACACAGAUCCACAGCCGGAUCUGUCAGAACAAGAUGAAGGUCCAAAACUGGAUCUGCAAGAAAAAGAAAACAGGUUAGAAACCUGAUCUGUUAGAAUAGGACAUAGGUCAGGAUCCUGAUCUGUCAGUACAGGAUGGAAGUUCAAAUUCUGAUCUGUCAAAACAGAACAGAAAUCCAGAACCUAGUCUAUAAGAACAGGACACAAGUCUAGAACCUGAUCUGUCAGUACAGGUCAAACGUCCAGAUUCUGAUCUGUCAGUACAAGAUGAAGGUCCAAAACCUGAUCUGCAAGUAAACAGAAAAACACGUUUGAAAACUGAUCUGUCAGUACAGGACAGAAGUCUAGAACCUGAUCUGUAAAUUCAGAACCGAUCUCUCGAUCCUGAACUGUCAGUACAGGACAAAGGACUAGACCUGAUCUACCUGUAUGGACGAAGUUCUGGAACCUGAUCAGUUCGGGUCCAUCAGCUCCUUUCUGCAUGGGUUUAGCCAUUUUCUGUGUAGUGAUCAGUAGUGUAGAAAGUAGUUAUGUGGUCUUCUAGAAAUGUAGAACCGGGAAGUGUGAGGAGGUGUACAGUAUUUAUUGAAACAGUCAAACGAUGUUUGGUUUUUUGUUUUUUUUAUUCGCUGCCUGUAGCUAGCAUUGUGUGUUAAAAUGCUGUGAUCCAUCCACGAGAAGCUGCCAUUGUUUCUGUCUUUGCCAAACGCGACUUUCAGAUUGUGUUUCUGAUGCCUGUGUUCUUAUCCUGAAGUCCACCAACGUGCUGUAUGUGAAGUGUCUCAGCUUGUGGCCUCCAGCUCUUGAAAAUGAAGCAGAGCUUUAAUAAACUCUUGAUUUUUUCACCUGA